Messenger RNA from Bicyclus anynana (squinting bush brown), 1027 nucleotides. It is a transcript of the gene Dim1, whose product is annotated as thioredoxin-like protein 4A. NCBI's taxonomy places the organism in Eukaryota, Metazoa, Arthropoda, Insecta, Lepidoptera, Nymphalidae. Gene Ontology annotation, cellular component: U5 snRNP; U4/U6 x U5 tri-snRNP complex; spliceosomal complex. The record is from RefSeq and is a predicted model, not a curated record. Bases 145 to 573 code for a protein of 142 amino acids. Gene Ontology annotation, biological process: mRNA splicing, via spliceosome. The transcript is spliced from 3 exons.
AGUAAUUGAUGACUGAUUGACGUGUGUACUGUAAAGUGUAAACUGUGAAGAAAUUAGAAAAUAAAAAUAAAUAAACUAUUUCUCCUAAUAUCAUUACACUUUAAAAAUUUAAUUACUUGUAAACCGUCAUAUUAUAGAAACGAAAUGAGUUAUAUGCUGGGACAUUUACACAAUGGCUGGCAAGUGGAUCAGGCCAUACUCUCCGAAGAAGACAGAGUUGUGGUCAUAAGAUUUGGCCACGACUGGGACCCUACCUGUAUGAAGAUGGACGAAGUAUUGUACAGUAUUGCUGAGAAAGUUAAGAAUUUUGCAGUCAUAUAUUUGGUGGAUAUCACAGAAGUUCCUGAUUUCAAUAAAAUGUACGAGCUGUACGAUCCGUGCACCGUCAUGUUCUUCUUCCGCAACAAGCACAUCAUGAUUGACCUCGGCACCGGCAACAACAACAAGAUCAACUGGCCGCUGGAGGACAAGCAGGAGAUGAUCGACAUCAUUGAGACGGUGUACCGCGGCGCGCGCAAGGGCCGCGGUCUGGUCGUGUCGCCUAAAGACUACUCCACCAAAUACAGAUAUUGAGUCUGUUCUGCCAGCUCACUUGCAUUGUUGAUGGGUAAACUGGAAAUGCUGCCCAAGACAAAUCUGCUCAGUGUUCUGUGUGGAAAAGAACUCAAACUCAUAUACAAAUACUUGUAACACAGAGGGAAGUGUCUAAGGAGAUGUCAUUGAUUUAUAUUUAUCCUGGUAUAAGUCUCAAGUUCCUUUGUUGAUAGAAAUAACAUUAUUAUACAAGAAGUGAAUUUUCUUAACUAGAAUGAACUGUUUUAGUUAUCUGCAUAAGCUACAGCGCAUCAGUUGAUCUCUUUGACUGACAGACAAAACUUUCAAUAUCUAUAAAUAAAAUUGUAAAAUACUAUGUAUUAUAGAAUUAAGAAUAGGCCUUAUGAUUAUUAUAAAUAAGUCUCAAUGUACUGUAAAUAUUUCUGUAUUAAGUUUUAUGUUUCAUGAAUAAAUGUGAUUGACAUUACAAUAA